Molecule: messenger RNA, 12673 nt
Organism: Porites lobata
Lineage: Eukaryota; Metazoa; Cnidaria; Anthozoa; Scleractinia; Poritidae
Source: the annotation of a GenBank genome assembly
UAGAGAAACAGCGUGUUGCGGAGCCAAACAGGCGAGAAAUUAAGUUUAUUUGAGAGAAGAAAGUAAAUCUGACCAAGAUGACGACUAUGGCUUCGCUCUUCUCGUUCACCCCUCCUGCCGUGAAAAGACUGCUUGGUUGGAAACAGGGCGAUGAAGAGGAGAAAUGGGCGGAAAAAGCUAUUGAGUCUUUGGUAAAGAAGCUAAAGAAGAAGAAAGGCGCCCUUGAGGAGCUGGAAAAUGCACUGUCAAAGCCGGGUCAGCCGUCAAAAUGUGUGACAAUCACUCGUAGUUUAGACGGGCGCCUUCAGGUCUCGCACAGGAAAGGUUUGCCGCAUGUAAUUUACUGUCGAGUAUGGCGAUGGCCCGAUCUUCAAAGCCACCAUGAAUUAAAACCGUUGGAUUGUUGCGAGUAUGCCUUUGGGCUGAAACAAAAAGAAGUCUGCAUUAAUCCGUAUCACUACAGACGCGUCGAAAGUCCUGGUAGGUUUAAACUUGGUAUUUGUGAGUUGAAGAGACUUUUUGUGAUGAAUUAUAAAGAAAAGACUAUAAAAGAACGAACCACUUAAGUGCUUUAAGAUUUAGUGUACCGUUUUAUUCUUUAUUCCGUUCUUUUUUAAUUUUCAUUAGGCUUUUUUGUGUAAUAGAAAAUGUCGGAGAUCACGAGAACCAAGCAACAUACAUGUAUGCUACCUGACUUUGCAACAUUAGAGAAAGACUAAAAACCAAUGAAUAUUUCCUGUUCUCUCUUCGUAGUUUUACCGCCAGUACUCGUACCAAGACAAAGCGAGUAUCCAAGACCGGCACCGCCGUUGCCCUCUCCAUUUAGAAGUGUCGAUGAUCCACCUAUGCCCUACAAUGCUUCAUAUCCCUUUUCAAAUCGACCAACUCAGCUUGAACACAGUCCUGCAAGCAGCUUUGACAUGCCAGGUGGGUAUGGAAUAUCUUCAUAGUUUUUUUUCUAAAUAUAUCCCCAUGGUUCCCAUUUUUAAAUGCAAAAAAUCAUGGCUUAACAAAAAUCCCCAUAUUCCAUGCUGUAUUAGUAAUAGUGUAUUAUUAUUAAUUACUGAAAUUAAAUGGCACCGCUAAAUAUAUUAAUAAUAUUGUUGUUGUCAUGAAAAACUUGAAUGGUCACAUAACCAUUUUAUCCUUGGGGAACAAAGUUUUUGCUGCUUUGGCUUGACCAAAAUCUUUGAGGUUGCAAUUGGGCAAGGGCAAAAUAAUUAUUUAAUUAUCUGUAACCUCCACUUAUUUGAAGUCUUUCCUCACUCUAGCUUCUAUGCUUUGAUAUUGAUGUCACUUUUCUCCGAAGAAUUAAGAGUAAUGGAAUGUGUAGUUCGUCUUCCUUAUGCCUACUGGGCAAAACAUUUUUAGACAAUCUUUAUUUUGGCCUUUUUUGAAGGUCAAGAUAUCUUGAUAUAGCACUGAAAAUGCAGAUAUAUUGGUGUGGGUCAGGAAUUUUCAAAGUAACUGUCAUCCAAAUACAAGUCACUGUGUGACUUUCAGCAAUAUAGUUAUUGUUUUUGAAGGAAUAAAUAUAGAACUGGCAAAUCAUAAAGACAAGAGUUUACACUGAAUCUGAUGGAAAAUCAUAGUGUUGCAGUUUUCUAUCAUUGUUUGGGUCAUGUUUGGAUAAUAUUAUUAACUACCUGUUUUUGAGGAAAAAACCGCAAGUUUGUUAUUGCUCCACUUAAUUUGAGGAUCAUUGAUCAAUAUAACUAAUCAUUGUCCAGGUAUUAAAUUAGAGCAGCCAGUCCUUUUUCAUGCUCUGUCUCCCUUUGAAUCAUGUACUCUGUUGUUCCACUAAAACAUGUUUUAAAAUUCAAGACUUUUUUGUUGUAAUGAGAGAGAAAGAAGUUAUGGACCGGAACAUUUAUGUUUUAUUUGAUAAUCGUUUGUAAUAAUCUACUGUUAAUCACAUGUACAUGUACAUAUUUAAGCCAUGAUCACUAACAACCAUAGUCAUCAAAGUCUAACCAAAACAUUUAGGUGCAAGCUGACCCUAAGUUGUAAUCUUGGUUCAUUUGAGGUUUACAUAGCCUAAAUUUCAGCUGUCUCCUCAUUUCCUUUUGUCGCAAACUGCAAAGAGAGACAUCUGAAUCGAGAAGAAGCUAAUGCUAAAUUUAGGAGCUGUACAAGCAAAAGAUCCAUCCAGCCAUACAGUUGACAGUUUGAACAUUUAAUACAAGUUUUGAGGGAAACAAUACAAAUGACUCUCUAGGCUGUAGACCUAAUCCUGGAGAAAUUGAUUUCUUUGUUUAUGAUUAAAAGGUAUACCAUUUGCCAUGAAUUAGGCAAAGGGUAGUUGACGUCACUGGACUGCAUUAGCAGCUUGUUGAUUGAGAUGCCUCUUGGGAGUUUUGGCUGUAGGAGAAGGCUUAAGUUCAGGCUAAGGUUUAAAGAGAAAGAAAAAUUUAUCAAAAAAGAUAGCAAUAUUACAUUCCUGCAAACAUUUUUUCCAUGAAUGGUCUAAUUCAGCUUUAAAAGCCAAAGGUUUAGCAUAAAAGAGAACAGCAGAUCUUCAUUAGAUUUCGUAUGCACAUAUUGUAAGUUCUAAGUUUAACAGCAGGAAGAUCGGAAGUUGAUGUACUCUAACUUUUAAAAUUGUUCAAUAAAAGUUCAGUGCAGCGUUGGCCAGUUUUUAAGUAUUAUAAGCAGAAAAAACUCUUGUAAACUCUGCUUUUUUUAAUGUCAAACCGGUGUCCAAUAGUAAGUGUAUCAAGGAUUAUAAUAUGAGUACUUUUUACUUUUUUAACGUUAAACCGGUGUCCAAUAGUAAAUAUAUCUAGGACUGUAAUAUGAGUACUUGCUAGUGUUGUUGAGGGAAACCCUGUGAUGCACUUAAUAAGGUAUCAUCCAGGAGGGAGCAAUAGUACUCUUAGCUACUGGAAUGCUUGCAUGCCAAAGUGUGAUGCAUGGCCCAUCAUGUAGGCCAUCUUGGCUUUGCAUUCACUUGACUUACUUGCUCAUAUGAAUGGUUCUCUGUAAUAAGGUCCUUUUUUUGUUCAGACACACCUACUGGCUAUAUGUCUGAAGAUGGUGGCUCACCCCGCCCAGUUGACCCCAAUUCCAUGGAUGUUGAUACUGUGAAUUCACCGCCUUCUGUGUCGCAUCAACAAGGUGGGUGUGAAUCAAUGUUUAGUUCAGUCUUGAACAAUUUUUUUAAUGAUUUAGAAAGGAGGCAAUUGACCUUCUCAGAAGGAUUGAUAUAGAAUGUAAUCAUAAUAAUUCAAGACAAAAGUGGUCACCUACCUUGACUCGAGGAAAAUAAUUAUUAUAUUCUACAAUGUAAGCAGGGUUCUCGAUUGGAUUUGAAGUGAUUGUCUGCUCAACCUUGACUAGGAGGCUGUGACAAACAGAAGGGCCAUAUACUAGGGAGGGAAAAGCAGCAAAUAGAAUAUAAAGUAAGCGGCUACAAAUUCCAAGUAGGCAGCGAUCAAUCACCAGGUGCCGGCUUCUAUUGAGAACACAGCUGUGGAAGCCUUGUGAGCAUAGCCAUUGUAUGUUAGUUAUUUUAGGUGUCUUUUCUUGCUUAGGAUGUAAGAAUGUGAGGAACUGCUUUGCUGUUGUAGGCUGUGUAGUAUCGUCAAUAACUGUAUGUUGAGGUCACCAGAGCUGUUGUUAGUUGGACCAUCUAAAUAAUGCUAUGUUUAUUUUUUUUCAGAUUUUUCUCAUGCAACUGCAAUCAACUACCAGGAACCCUCCUCAUGGUGUUCUAUAUCCUACUAUGAAUUGAAUAACAGAGUUGGUGAACAGUUCCAUGCCCACUGCACUAGUGUCGUUGUUGAUGGAUUUACCGACCCCAACACUGCAAACUCAGAAAGAUUCUGCUUGGGACUGUUAUCAAAUGUCAAUCGUAAUUCAACCAUUGAAAGCACAAGACGACACAUUGGGAAAGGUGUGCAUCUGUAUUAUGUUGGAGGAGAGGUUUAUGCUGAAUGCCUCAGCGACUCGGCCAUAUUUGUGCAGAGUAGGAAUUGUAACCACAGUCAUGGUUUUCAUCCAACAACAGUUUGCAAGAUUCCAUCGGGCUGCACUUUGAAAAUUUUCAACAACCAAGAAUUUGCUCAGCUGCUUUCUCAGUCAGUCAAUUAUGGAUAUGAGGCUGUUUAUGAGUUAACAAAGAUGUGUUCAAUCCGCUUGAGUUUUGUCAAAGGCUGGGGAGCCGAAUACCAUCGACAAGAUGUAACAAGUACUCCAUGCUGGAUUGAAAUUCACCUUCAUGGCCCUUUACAUUGGUUAGAUAAAGUCCUUAGUCAAAUGGGUCCACCAAGAAACCCAAUAUCUUCUGUUUCUUAAAUUGGACUAUAAAGGCUUUGAUGUUUCUUAAUAUUUUGUGUUCUGUUCGGUACUCUUAACUCGGACUGCUUGACUCGAAUAGGAGACUUUUCAGUUUUUUAGCUAGGCUCAAUAAAAGUUUUACAUAGAAGCUGCUUAGAAAUUCUGUGAUCAAGUUUUGCUUGAUUUGAAGCCUUUUUUAUCAAAGCUGGUUUAAAGUUACUAACUGCUUGAAAAGGUUGCAAUCAGGUAUUUUUAUUAAAGAUGUGCAAAAGUUGUGAGCUACUUGAAAAAGUGACGAUCAAGUUGUGUUACAGUUUGUUGGUAAAAUUAUGCAUGGUUAGCUCGUAUGUCGCUAUUUUCGAAUUAUUAUUAUCCCACAUUUAAGCAAAGAUCAUUGUUUAAUAUUCUUCUGUUAAUGAACCUGUACAUUUGUUAACAUUUUAUUUUCCAUUUACAUGUAGCAUCUGUCUUGUAUAACCAGCUGUGCUUCAGUGUAAUGUAAAAUUCACUAAUAAUAAUGGUGUUAUUAUAUCUCAUAACUUCUAUUCAUUGUUUCAAACUAGGUAGUUAUCAUUUAGUACAAAUCUCAGAACCCUUACCUCCUAAAAAUGCCAAAAGUCAAAAUCUUUAAUUUUUUAAAUUUUUGUAAAAUAUGAUUGAAAAUCUAAAAAAUUAAACCUCUUCUGUUUAUAACUGUGCACCUUCUCUAGAGGGAGCCCCUGUCCAAACCCAUAUCAAGAUUUUCCACUCACAGUACUAUAAAAUAUGGAAACCAAAUGUGAACAACAGUUACUACCUUUUUGGGUGAUAAUUUAAUAUUUUCACCGGUAAAUAAUGUUGACAUCUCUAGGAGGCAACCACUUGACGGUGUGUGGCAGGUUGCAUAUACCUUAAAUUCAGAGGUAACUGCUAAAGUCUAGUGUUUUAAAAAUAAUAUAAUAGAAACUACUGGUUGAGGUCGAGUAUGGUGAUGACAACUUGAGGGUGGUACAAGACCUCUCUGCCAUGUGAUAUUAAAUAGCACAAAUUUUGUGCUAUUCUUGCUAAGUUUUAAGGACGUAGUCGGCCUAUUUCUUCUUCUUUUAAAGUACAAAAUCUUGUGCCAUUUCCUCCAGCUCUUCCAAAACUGCUGAGCUACUGUGCCUUCUGCUGUCCCUGACACCCGGGACUGUCAGCACUCUCUUAUUUUUAUUUUGAGUCGCAUUAGAUUGAGAGGAGGGGAGAGCCGCGACAAACUGCCCCAAUCUCUCCUCCUUUUUUUCAUGAAAUUGCAGAAUAGUACUUUUUCAAUCGCUACUUAGAAGAGUUUGGUCUGUAUCAUACACUGUAGUUAAACAUUACCGUGUGAAAGCACUCUCCAUGCUUAUGACAUUUCAUUUAAAUGGUCACCGCACUAUUUUAUCCACAGAUAAAAAGUUUGAGCUGUAGGUACUGGUUACAAUAAUUAAGACGGAAUCCAUCAGAAAUUGAGUAAUUUUAAUUUUCAGUGGACAAAAACCUUGUACCAAUAUAAUUUAACAUAUAUUGCAUUCUUUUUUUACCUUUUCAAUGCCUAAAUAUGUAAUUAGUCAUCUGUAAUAACACCAAAGAAAAUUUGUAUGAUAGAUGACUAAUUACAUCUUUAGCCCUUGAAAAAUGUAAAAAAUAAUUUAAUAUUCUUUGACUUAUUUGGUACAAGGUUUUUGUCCACUGACAAUUUAAAUCACUCAAUUUCGUGGUGGAUUCCGUCUUAAAAUUGUUAUGCAAACAAUCCACUCUUUAGACUAAUGAAAAGCUGUAAUUCUAUUUGUUUACUGUCAGUGAAAUGAAUCUUGAAACCAAUCUGAUUUUUUUGGUCAGCAACGAAGAUUGGGAUAAAAGGAUCAAAGCCUCUGGGCAGCGAUCAUGAAAUCAUAAUAAAGUAAUUAUGAGGAAAACAAAGUCGUUUAGUUGUAGGUUAAAAUUAAUAUUUGAAUCAGUAACAUCUCUGCUAAAUGGACAUCCAGGGACGUCUCCAACUGAUGUUGUCCAGAAACUGGGGUGUUCCUAUCAUCCUUCCUGCUUUGCAACCAUGCAACAAGGCAUAUGGUAUUCAAAGCACUAACAAAAUGGCUUUUAAAUCAGAGUACUAAAGUAAUGACAUCAUAAAAAUGAAAUUUCUGAAAUUAUGGGAUUUGUCAGGAUAUUCUGAAAGAACAAUGUCCAAGAGGCCUACUUACCAAAAGUGAGCAUUUCGGGGCAAAUUGUCUCUGAGCAGGAGCCGAUGUUAGCCGGUUAUACUCAGAAAACUCCAUAUAAACCCUUUAAAUUUAGAAGGGUUGUAUGGAGUGUGCUAAGCAUAACUGGGCUACGAUCUCAGAGACAAUUUGCACCGAAAUGCUCAUUUUUGCCAAGUAGGCCUCUUGGACAUUGUUCUUUCAGAAUAUCCUGACAAAUCCCAUAAUUUCAGAAAUUUCAUUUUUAUGACGUCACACUUUAGUGCUCUAACGCGACUUUUCGCGACUUUGAUGCGCCCAAGCUAUUAUCGUUCAGCGGAGAAACUCAUGCGCACUUGGCCUUUGCCUUUAGAUGACGUAGCAACAUGCUACCUUCCCACCCCUCCCUCUUGUAGUUGAUUUGCCAUGACGGACGCCAUGACAAAGGGAUUUUCCGGCAAAGUGCCCCUUCCUUCCGAUUCUUCUUAGUGAAUUUAUCACUAGCAAAGCACAAAGAAAUCAUCUAGUGGGUAAUUCUUUCGAUCAGAGCGUUGAGUACUCAAAACAGUGUACCUGAAACAAAAUGGCGAACAUGGCGUCUUUGUUUUCAUUCACUCAUCCAGCUGUUAAAAGGCUUCUUGGUUGGAAACAAGGUGAUGAGGAAGAGAAGUGGGCAGAAAUUGCCAUUGGAUAUUUAUCCAAGAAACUGAAAAAGAAAAAGGGUGCCCUUGAGGAGCUGGAGAAGGCAUUAUCCAGCCCUGGCCAGCAGUCAAAAUGCGUCACCAUCCCUCGGAGUUUAGACGGGCGUAUUCAAAUUUUACAUAGGAAAGGUUUGCCGCAUGUAAUUUACUGUCGAGUAUGGCGAUGGCCUGAUCUUCAAAGCCACCACGAGUUAAAACCGUUGGAUUGUUGCGAGUAUGCUUUUGGGCUGAAACAAAAGGAAGUCUGCAUAAAUCCGUAUCACUACAGACGAGUCGAAAGUCCCGGUGAGUGUUCAGAUUGAUAGCUCUGAUCUGAAAACUCUAAUUCGUCUGAGAAAAUCUAUGGACACCAAGCUAAGCGACUCAACUGGAAUCCCGAUUUUUCGAAUUUCCAGUACCAUGAGAAAAGCAAAUUGGUUUGAAUUAUCCGGGAGGUGUGAAAAAUCAGGGGUAAAAUUACAAUGUUUGACUGGAGAAGAGAAGUUAGGUUGUGAUCGAAUUAUUGGGAAUUUCGAAAAACAGAGGACUCAAGAAAUCGAUGUCAAUAGGGCUAUUUAUACGAGGAAAAAUAAGACGCAUCUUUCAUUAGACAUGUCCUAAUUAAGAUACAAACUAUCUCGUAUAAAUGGCACAUUAAGACGGGACUUAGCUAAGACGCAUCUUACCAAAGAACAGGUGUUAGGGGCUGUUCUUAGAUGAGAUGCCUCUUAGCUAAAGUUCAGACAAAAUGUGCCCUUUAUACAGGAUAGUUUGCCUCUUAUUUAGGAUGUGUCUUUUGUGAGAUGGGUGUCAUUUUUCCUCGUAUAAACAGUCAAUCAAUCAAUUUAUUUAUUAACGUCAAUAUGUGGGAUGGGGUUGCCCUGACCAUCUGAGCCAGAGGCUCGUGUAUAAAUGCAUGCUCAUGUAUAAAAUGGCCCUAAUGUUGCUAUAACACUGACAGUUUUUGACGUCCAUUCUUGGAAAAUGGCACACACAAGAGAAAAACAAAUUUCAGCAUCACGUCAUUGCCAUGGUCUCUUCUCUUCACCAGACAAUGUUUUUCGGUUCAGUACUUUACUCAUAACACCCGGGAUACACUUCUUUGUUUUACCUAUUUCUUUGCUACCAUUGCCGCCCUUUGCAAUAACAUAAAGAAUAUAACUACUGUCUACAACUUUUGCAACAGUCAUUCACUCUAACAGACCUCUCAGGAAAGGAAUGCCUUCUUCAGCGGGUUCAAAAGGUCACAUCUGCAGGUUGUAAUUUGGUGAUUUGGAUCCCUGUUGUUUAUUUUGAUCAUGAUUCAGAACUAACUUUCCCGGAAUGUAAUGUUGUUUUUCUGUAAUCUCAUUUGUCAACUUUGUCUAGAUGGUCCUGUGGUUAUAGUAGUCACACUGCAAUUACAUGCAACAGUUAAAGACUUUGUACAGUUAACUCCCUCCAAGACAGACUGUCAUCUUCGGGACCAGCACUAAUAAAUGUGUCCGUCUUAGAGAAAUGUCAGUCUUAUAGAGUUGAGUCAACUUAAUGGAAUAUAGAAAGGCAGGGACCAACUCUGGGUGUCUGUCUUACUGUGGUGUCCAUGUCCAUCUAGUAGAGGUGUCUGUUAAAAGAGAGUUGAUUGUAUCCGUCUUAUAGAGUCAAGUCAAUUUAAUGGAAUAUAGAAAGGCAGGGACCAACUCUGGGUGUCUGUCUUAGUGAGGUGUCCAUGUCCAUCUAGUAGAGGUGUCUGUUAAAAGAAAGUUGACUGUAUCACAUAUUGUAUCCAUCUUAUAGAGAGUCAACUUAAAGGAAUGUAGAAAGGCAGAGACCAAUUAUUUUGGGUGUCUGUCUUAGCAGAGGUGUGCGUUAAAAGAGAGUUGACCGUAUCGAGGACCAUGUAGGUUACUGGAGGGGAAAGGAACAAAAUAGGGAGGAGAGAGACCUUCCCCCUCUUACUGGGAUAAUGCUACUCAGCCCUGAAUUUUUUGUGUAUAUUGAAGUGAACAGAGAACAGCAUUCUACAAGUAUUUUGCUGGAUGGAAUGGAAAAACCUUCCCAGUUUAACAUUUUCUGGCAUAUUCUUGUCUUUUUAAGUUUUACCACCAGUCCUGGUUCCAAGACCGAACAGUGCAUACCCGAAGCUUCCUCCUCCACUACCAUUCAGAAGUGCUGAAGAACCACCAAUGCCAUACAAUGCUUGUUUUCCAUUUAAAACAUCUCAUCAACCUCAACCAAAUCAGAGCCCAGCCAUGUAUGUUCCAGGUAGAGUAUAUUCCUUGCAACUGUACCUAGAUUUCAUCAUAAGUAGCCUGAGAAAAUUGCCGACAUUUCGGGAUGCCACCACUGUUUUCCCGCGAGAUUACAUCUGAGAAACGAGUGGAGAAAUUCCAUUGGAUGAAGCAAAUUUCCAACCAAUCAGAAGCACUAUCAAGAUCUGGGUAGUGACGUGUCAUCAGUAUGGAAGUUUGCACUCGUUUCUCAAAUGUCAUUUCGUGGGGAAACCACUGGUUACGUCACGAAAUGUUGGCUUUUUUAUUUUACUCAGGCUACAUCAUAAGCUUUUUAUGUUUUUAACUCCAACCAUAGAUAGGCAGGUCUAUUCAUUAAUUUUUGUGAGCAUACACUUUAGGGAGUGGUUUUGCUCUCCUUUUAGCAUUGGGGUAUCUGUAACUUGAAAAUGAUUAGGCACUGACAAAAUGAAUAAUGUAAGUACUACUAUACCAUUUUAAAUUUCUGCUGAAGAGGUUUUUAUUUGACUGGUCAUACCAUAGGAUUUUGUCCACAGACUCAGAACUACAGAGUAAAUACGUAGUUUCAUGUGGAAAUGCCGCUGAAGACGUUUCAUUUGAAUGGUCACACCAUAGGAUUUGGAGCACAGACUUAAAAGUUACAGCUACACAUACUAAGUUCAUAAUACCAUGUGGAAGUACUGCGGAAGAGGUUUUGUUUGAAUGGUCACACCAUAGGAUUUGAAGCACAGUUCAUAGUACCAUGUGAAAGUACUGCUGAAGAGGUUCCAUUUGAAUGGUCACACCAUAGGAUUUGGAGCACAGACUCAAAUUUUACAACUCCAUUACAUGGCUCCUUCAUUCAUUCCGGGAGUGAUUCUUUUACCUGUUAAGACUUAACAGGUAGAAGGAAGAUGCAGUUAAAACAUACAAGACUUUAAGAAACCCAAAGAAAUGGUCACAGAUUGAAGUAAUUAGCCUGCAAGCAGAGUCACUUGUGUGAGGUCAGGGAUAAUUGCUUUGCAUGUGAGAAGAAUGGGCUGAGUAAAAGUCACUUUACCUCCAAAAUAGCAGCAAGUUUGUUAAGUUCGUUUGUUUUUUUUUUGUAGAAUCACCCAAAAGUUACAUCUCUGAAGAUGGUGGUUCACCUUGUCCUGUGGACCCAAACACCAUGGACGUGGAUUCAAUGAGUGCUCCACCAACAAUGGUCAACAACCAGCCAGGAUGUGGGUUAUUUUAUUAAUUGGAAAUUAAUGUUUGUGUUACUGUGACACAGACAAAACCAUGAAUACCAGAAAUAUGAUGUUAUUCCAUUGUUAAAAAAGGCCAAUCAGACAUGAGCAAUCUAAACCGCAAGUAGCAAAUGGUAAUCAAUGAGUUUGUGGUGGUUUGGAGGUUUGCUUGUGUGUCAUGAACUUUAUUGAGCUGUUUUGAAAAAAAAUAGCUAUAAUUAUGUCAGUGGUCUGAGCAUAUGUGUCUUUGUGGCUUUUUGUGUUUGUACAUUUGUAAAUGUGCCCAUGUUUUUGAUUGGUCACUACACCAGUCAUGUUUGUGGCAUAGGCAUUGUAUUAUGUCACUUAAGCUCUUAUACUUCAUGAUUUUUCUUUCCUCUUAGAUUUAUCCCAUGUUACACCAGUGAACUACCAGGAACCCUCCUCAUGGUGUUCUAUAUCCUAUUAUGAAUUGAAUAACAGAGUUGGUGAGCAGUUCCAUGCCAACUGCACUAGCAUCGUUGUUGAUGGAUUUACCGACCCCAACACUGCAAACUCAGAAAGAUUCUGCUUGGGUCUGCUGACUAACAUCAACCGAAAUUCAACCAUUGAAAGCACAAGACGACACAUUGGGAAAGGUGUGCAUCUGUAUUAUGUUGGAGGGGAGGUUUAUGCUGAAUGCCUUAGCGACUCAGCCAUAUUUGUGCAGAGCAGAAAUUGUAACCACAGUCAUGGUUUUCACCCAACAACAGUUUGCAAGAUUCCAUCUGGAUGUACACUGAAAAUUUUCAACAACCAAGAAUUUGCUCAGCUGCUUUCUCAGUCGGUCAACUAUGAUUUUAAGACUGUGUUUGAGCUGGUCAAGAUGUGCUCCAUUCGUUUAAGCUUCGUCAAAGGCUGGGGUGCAGAGUAUCACCGUCAGGACGUCACUAGUACUCCGUGUUGGAUUGAAAUCCAUCUACGUGGUCCUCUGCAGUGGCUUGAUAAGGUGUUAUAUCAGAUGAGCACACCAGAAAAUAAACCAACUUCUCAUUCUUAACAAUAACACUCAGGACAAGAAGUGUUUGUUUCAUUAAUCAAAGACUAAAAUUAUUAAUAUUUGUAAAAUAAUGAAUAAUAAUAUGGUUUUAGCCUAGUAGACAGGUCAUAAGUAAUUUGAAUAGGAUUUUGGUUACUGAGAGUAAAUGAAUUUUCAUUUACCUGUCUCAAGGUCAGUGUUAUAUUCAAGUGAGUGCUGUAUUUAUCAAUGACAUUUUAUUGCUUGAACGAUUAUAUCCAACCCACGUAGUAAAAUUAAAUAAUAAUUGUUUUAAAUGAUAGGUUUGCAGCAGAUGUAAAACAAAAACAUGCAAAUUAAAAAUCUUAUCUGCUCUAGGUGACACUGCAAGGUCAGAGUAAAAUAAUUACCGACAGUAUAUUGAAUAAAAUAUGUGGAAUGCCUGCAGCAAGCAAUAUUUCAUUUUAUUAUAUGGAGGAGAGUGUUUUACUGGGAACUAAACCACUUGUAGAUUCCAUACGCCACUUCAUCCGGGACCCGAGUGGCGUAUUUUCCGUAUGUCACCUUUGUGAGUGUCGUAUCGUUCAAUGACGUCUUGAUUCCCGCCUUUUGCUUUUGUUGAAAUGGUUUCUCCAUAUAAUAAAAAGAACAUUACACAUUGGCUCGAAGAUAUGAAUUUUAUGUUCUCGUGGCAAAAACAAUAUCUCACUCGUUCGCUUCGCUCACUCGUGAGAUAUUCUUCUUGCCACUCGAACAUAAAAUUCAUAUCUUCUCGCCACCGUGUAAUAUCCUCUAUUUAUCUGAUUAGUUUUAUUGAAAAGUAAUACUUUAAGUAUUUACAGUAUUUGUAACUUGACAAAUAGAGACACUGUUAAAUUUCACAUUACAUGGUUUUAGCACCUUUAAACAUAGUUAGUAGAGGGGACUGGUUGGGACAAACUGGCAAACAUUGAAGUUGAAAACAAUGGUGCAGUAGUUUAUUUUGGAAGCUCCCUGACUCUGCACAAUCCUUUGUUUUUUGUUUACAAAUUGUGACUGAAUAAAUUAAUGGUCAGUAAGUUGAAAAUGAUAGGAAUGCUAUUGAAAGUUGUACGCAGUCAGGUCCAAAAAGGCUAACAAAAAC